UCUUUAUAAGACUCUUCUCACAACAUUUUCCAUUCUCAUGCAUCAUAAGUGUUCUUUCAUCCCCCUUAGUUUCUUUCAUCACUUACUUUUCUACUUCUCGCACCAACUAUUGUUGAUCUCCGAUUUCAUCUGCCUCUAGAAAACUAGAUUUUACAUUUUGUUUGAAACAUCAUCGAUGGCAACAGGUUCAUUAUAUUGGCCAAGAGUGAUUAUUACUUUUGCAACUUUCUAUCAAAGAAAGUCAUUAACUACGUUGAUGGUAAACCAUAUACUUUAUUGAUUGGUUAAACAACUGUGGUUUUCUUGAUUAAAAACAAUAAAAUAUCACUUAUCUUUUUCCAACCACAAUGAAAAGACUUAUAUUAUAUAUACGGGCAAUACUAGAAACAAGGAAACAUCUUUAUUGCUUCACUACAAAAGUAUGCUUCAACAAGUUACAAAAAGCUAAGAAGAUGGGUCCUAAAAGUAACAAAGAUGCCGAGUUUGGUUAUGGAGCCGAUGAAGUUGAUUCGGUGAAAGCUUUGCAUCCUGGCUUAAUAUAUGACGCUAAAGAAGAGGAUUAUAUUAAGAUUUUAUGUGGACAUGGCUUAACUACAACCGCUCUACGAUCAAUCACAGGAGAUGAUAACAAUUGCUCAAAAAUAACAUCUGCACCGGCAAGAGAGAUUUGAACUAUCCAUCAUUUGCUUUAAAAGCCUCACAUCCUAAACAACAUGUUAGUGGGAGAUUCCAUAGGACUGUCACCAAUGUUCGAUAUAUGGAGUAUUGAAGAAACAUGUUAAGUCAGUUUUUAUAAUUUAGGAUGAUGGAUAUUUUAAAGUCAGAAGUCCAAUUAUUGUUUUCGACGAACGAGCCGAGAAAGUUGCAACAUCUUCGAGUGGAAAAUUUGUUAUUAUCACUGUUGUUAUUAUUUGUAUUAAUUAUUUUAUUUUUACUAUUAUUUUUAUUAGAUAUAUGAAGUUGUGUACUUUCCUUUACAAAUGUAGAGCUCAUGUGUUGUUUUAUAAUAAAGAAAUACAAAAGUCUCAAUUUAUAUUAGAA
This is a messenger RNA of Lathyrus oleraceus (garden pea), 1041 nucleotides long. Its product is annotated as cucumisin. The record is from RefSeq and is a predicted model, not a curated record. Gene Ontology annotation, molecular function: serine-type endopeptidase activity. The coding region runs from base 348 to 671 and encodes 107 amino acids. The transcript has 5 exons. NCBI's taxonomy places the organism in Eukaryota, Viridiplantae, Streptophyta, Magnoliopsida, Fabales, Fabaceae. Gene Ontology annotation, biological process: proteolysis.